AUGCUGCAGCCCCGCCGAAUCCUUUUAUCUCUUGCCCUGCUGGCGCCGCAGUUACCACGUCAACCGGCCGAUGCCUUCGCCGUUCCCUCUGCUGCUGCUCCUGCGGCAGCCUCUCCUCGGCCGAAGGCCCCGCGGCGAUUGCUGAUCCUCCCCGACGCUCGAGCCGACCUGUCGAAUCCUGACUGCUGGCACCACCAUCUGAAGGCAAACGUGGUGGUGGCCGACAAAGACGUGGAAGUGACUAUUGAAGACAUGCCCGACCCUUACUCGUUCAACACCAAGCGGUACGAAACCUUUUGGUUAAAUUUCAUGGCGGAUGAGCUAGCACUUGACCCUGGCACUCUGGUGGUUGCCCACGGCACAGCGGCGGACGCCGUUCUGCGCUUCGUCGAAAAGUAUGAAGUUUGGGGCGCCGUGCUCGUGUGCCCGGGCGGAGAGAUGUACCAUGCUGGCGAGAGGCAUGGGAGAGCUUACGUGUGGCCGGCGGUGCGGAGGGGUUGCCCAUGGCUAGCGAUCGUGCAUGGAAACGGGGACCCCAUAAUGGGGGACGCCGAGGCCGGAAGGAUGAAGGGCGCCCUUGGCGUACCCCCUCUGUUGUUCCGGGAGGCUGAUGGGGGUCAGCAGCGACUCAGAGAUCACACAGGCAGUCUACGGGAGGUGGAAGAGCUUGUGCUGUCUGCGUUUUAAAGUUGACUCCAUUUUCGACCCAGGUCGAACAUGUGGGACAAUUACUUGAUGACACCUGCUGGGAACAUCCUUGGGCACUUUUGAGAACAUGUUGCAAAACUUGACGGUUCGUGACUGGACGUCCCUGGAAAUCGUUGUUUCUUGAGGAGUCAAGAGCCGUUGUAAGUAUGUAUAUUCGACAUAAACAUAAUUGGAAUUGACGUUAGAAAGAGGUCUAGCCUCUCUCAUGAUAUGCGGGCGUUGGGCCGGCACACGGUGGUUGGUAUGGUUGGUAUGGACUUGCCGCGUACGGGGCCGUAGGAACUUCAGGUCACUGCGUGUUGUUUGUAGGCGACAUUCUUCGUCGAAUAAGAUGCGGGGGGGUUGUUGU
Messenger RNA from Ectocarpus siliculosus, 1057 nucleotides. The record is from the annotation of a GenBank genome assembly. Lineage: Eukaryota; Phaeophyceae; Ectocarpales; Ectocarpaceae.